Molecule: messenger RNA, 1204 nt
Organism: Thermothelomyces thermophilus ATCC 42464
Lineage: Eukaryota; Fungi; Ascomycota; Sordariomycetes; Sordariales; Chaetomiaceae
Exons: 4
Coding region: 405-1163 (252 amino acids)
Source: RefSeq, a predicted model, not a curated record
GGAACAUUUGCAACCGUAGACCACAUGCUAACUAUUUUAGAGACGGGAGAUCCAUCCGUUGCUACCCAACCACGCAGCGUCCCUGGCACACCUGGGCACCCGCUUGCUUUAUGUCUGUACCUGCGUACGGAGCACCGUCCAAGCCAACCAAAAUUCUGCGCUCGGUGGGUUCCGUAUUGUUUGCAGCUCUACAGACCCGCGUGAAAUCGCAGGGAACGGGAGAUCUACAGAGUCAGUCGAGAGAGAAUGGGAAGGUCGUGUUUUUCUUUUUGACUUUCCAAUCUCUCCUACCUUUUUUUCGCUUCCUCCGACAGCCCUAUGCCCAAAUAAAGACGACACACGCUCACCACAACCGCUCAUCUCCCUCUGACGAGGCGCUUGAGCACCAAACCCUCGUCGUCGCCAUGGCCGACACCGUCGAGACGCCCCCGGACGAGAACAGGGGCCCUGAGAUCCUCGCCGUCUGCGGGUCCCUGGUGGGCUUCUCCCUCGUCGUCGUCAUCCUCCGCCUCUACGUGAGGGCAAAGAUGGUCCGGCGCGUCGGUGCUGACGACUGGACCAUCGUCGCUGCCAUGACGGUGAUGUUUGUCGAGAUGAUGGUCAUCAUCCCGGAGGUCCAGCUCGGAGCGGGCCGCCAUGUGCAGUACAUCGACCCGCCAGAGAACGUCACGAAGGGGCUGCAUCUCAACUUUGUUACUCAGCCCCUGUGCCUCGUCGCCCUGUGUCUGACCAAAGUGAGCGUCGGCUUCUUUCUGCUGCGCCUCACCCCGGCCAGCCGGCUCAACUGGUUCAUCAUUGGCACCAUGGUCUUCACUGUCCUCUCCUCCAUCGGCAACUUUCUGACGGUACUCUUCCAAUGCCGGCCACUGGCCCUGACCUGGGACUCGUCGGUUGAGGGAACCUGCAUUCCGCCGUCGCAACUCAAGUUCGCCGCUUUCUUCAACUCGAGUGUCGCCGCUUUGACCGACGUCGUCUUCGCCCUCCUUCCCAUCCCGCUGCUGUGGAACGUGCAGAUGAACUGGAAGGUCAAGUCCGCCGUCACCGCCAUCCUGUCCCUGGGAAUCUUUGCUGCCGCCUCUGCCAUUGUCAAGAUCACCUUCCUCGGAUCUUACGGCCAACACAAUGAUUUCUUGUGGGACAGUGCCGACAUCACCAUCUGGUGAGUUCUUUUUUUGUUCCUUUUUCCCCCUCUUUUACACCCGGG